Messenger RNA from Nylanderia fulva, 3018 nucleotides. RefSeq lists its product as uncharacterized. NCBI's taxonomy places the organism in Eukaryota, Metazoa, Arthropoda, Insecta, Hymenoptera, Formicidae. The record is from RefSeq and is a predicted model, not a curated record.
AUUUUCACUAAGGAAAAAUGCAAAAAAAAAUAAAAAAUAAAAAGAAAAUCCUAGUUUUCUGAAUACGCCUGAUUUCCGAGACACCCUGUACACCCACCCGAAUUGACGAGCAUCCCCUUUGCUCGGGGAUGCUCUCCCGUAAAUGCGAAUGCGCGCGCACACGUAUCACUGAUAAGAGACGGCUUCCUUUGAUUUUCCGGCGUAGGACCGGCGUGCCGGCCUCGAGGCUCUCUUUCGCGCCUGCCGCACCCUGUGUUGUGUUGGCGUCGCGACGCAUCGCGACACGACGCGCUCGUUCCGCGUGGCGGAACGAAGAUGCACCGCCGACAGGUGCACGAGCUUGCAGUUUCAGACGAAUUAUGAUACACGUGUCGUCUGAAAGCGCGCACAGAUAUGAUCGGAUGAAGCGUAAAGGCGCAGCUUUCCUCACGAAUCUUUUCAAAUCGAGAAAGCUGACAGUAGGAAUGAAGAUUAACGAGGACGAAGAGAUGGAACGCGCGCCUAGGGUGGAAACUCCUGCAAUUAUUACCACCGCUUGUCGCCGGAGCGGCUCGGAGAACGAUAACACAAUGUCGCGAAUUCCGUCGACCUUGAGCGUGACAGCGGUGGACGUUGUCGUCUCCUGUCAGCCGUCACCCUCGCACUCAAUUCUGACCCUGACACCCGGUAGAACACGUAACAUCGAUCAGGAUAUGGAGGCGCUCAGACUGAGCCGUCAGGACAAUCCUUUCUUACAGGUACUAGCAAGUCGAGAGAGCCUCGUGGAAUCGAUCGAGGAGUCCGAGUCUGACGAUGCGAUUUUGAUGUCGCAGGAAUUAGGAGACGCGGAUCCUCUUACGCUCGCACAGGUACACGAGCACCUGGUUCGCAGUCCACCUCCGGCUUCGUGGCCUAAUUCCACAGCCUCAUUUCCCAAUCAGGAUCAGAAUACUACCCCAUUCAAGAACGACGCGGUACCACAAGCUAAAAGUCCCUUGAAAACGCCCUCACAUCGUAAUAACGAGCAUGAGCUCUCCAGGAGCGAACCGUUGACUGACAUCAGAGAUCGGCAUUCGCAUCCUUUCUCGUUACUACAUCCGACGCCGAUUCGUUCCUUGUCGGAAGUUCGACGACUCCAUCGAUCGGCCGAUGAUAGCGUGCAACUAAUGUCGAACGAAUAAAUUUCGCCAUUGGAUCUCGAUUCGAGUGGUUUCUCGCCCAGAGAGGAUAUCCAGAAGGAUAUCGAUUCUCAGCCUUGCUGACUGUUCUUCGCGAACUGCAGCGACUGCAAUGUUGACGGGUUGGAAGGAAAUUUCGUAUGUGGAAACGAAAUUUUUGAUUGAUUCUGGACAGGUUUGUGCUAAUUAAGAGGCUCACUGAACGAAGAAUCAAGUCAAGAUCUCUAUUUGAUCAGAUUGAGGCUAUGAUACGUUUGAGAUUGAUAUGACAGGAUCACAAAGCGAUUAAUAACAUUUUGGAGCAUGAUUUUUAAUCGCACUUAAAAUUUGUGAAAUUUGGAAAUUCAAUAGUUUCUUGAAUUUGUUUUUCAACUGUAAAAUUACUUCUCGCGGAAUGCUUAUGCGGAAUAUAUAAUUUCAAUUGAUUUAAAUAUUGUUGAUUAAUCUGAUUGUAUAUGUGUCUCGAAAUUUGUGUAUGUGUGUGGGCGUUAACAAUCUUUCAAUAAGUAAUUUGCAAUUACAAUCAUAUAUUUUAUCAAUAUAUAGGCCUAUUUUUUAUAUAAUCAUUUUAUAAACAAUCAAAAUACAUAACAUCGAUACACGUUUUCACUAUUUUUUUUAUUUAAUAGUUAAAUAAUACGUUUUUUAUUUAACUUAUUCAUUCACGGAUAAUGUAUGAGUAAUUAAUGUUAAUAAUUAAAUGCGCGCAGAUAUUCAGAAAAUAUUCACUCUUUAGCUUUUUAAAGGUACGUCAAACUGACGAGUCUAAGGAUCCAAAAAUGUUGUGGAACGGAUCUUAUACAUGCUAUAGCUUGCAAAAGAUUUUAAGAAUUGCACUAUUACAUAAUUAAUACUGAAAUUAACGAAAAAUAUUAUCUCUGCUAAAUCGUCAGCUGGGAGAGUUAGAUGAAUAUUUAAUAUAUUGGGUUUUCAAGUUUUAAAUUUACGUAAUUCGGCAUUUUCGUAAUUAUAUAUCUUUAGACUUUGUCUCAAAGAGCAAUAUAUCGUUAUGUAAUAAUCGUUAAAGCACGCGAUGCAUAAUUAUUAAAUUAUUACCUAUUACAUGAUAGUAUCGAAAUCUAUUGUUAAUAUGAUAGUUAUUGUUGACGCACAUGUCUGUAAUUAUUCGUGCAAUUUAAAUGUCUAUUUUGUGUAGCUGUUUUACUUGAAUCUUUUCUCUAUAUCACUGAAUAUAUUAAUUAAUGGUUCUUAUUGAUUGUUAAGCUAGUCAAAAAUAUUUUUCUCAAUCAAUUAUUAUAUCUAGAAGUUUUUUUUUUUUAUCAUAUUAUAUUGCGAGAAAAUGAUAAAUACAGAAUGCACAAACAUUUUUCCGCUAUUAAAACUCACUUUUAAAUACGACUUAAAAAUAAUAAUUGCACAUGAAAAUAACCAACCAAAAAAUAAUUGUAGUGCUGACGAUGCGCCAAAUGUACAGGCCUCAAUUAAACAAUUCCUCAAAUUAGACGAAUAGACGAAUAGUAGUAAGAUCUUUUUUAUGAGACAAAGCAGUGGAUGGAUUUAUCGCGAUAACGAUUUACUUCCGAUAUUGAAAGUAACAUUUCUUUUAACGAUAAAAACCGUCGUCAAUGAAUUCUCAACGAAUCAGAAAUAUUCUUAUUUAUUCUUCUUUUUCUAGAAUGAUGUUUUUUGUAAACAAUGUAAAUAGAAUCUGACGUGUUCUCUCUAACUAGAAAAAAAUUAUUACAAAGUUAUAUAUAAAAUAGUUGACAUUUUUUUUCUAUGAAAAUUAAAUAAAAUUAUAUUAAAUUGCUGCACUUGAAAUGUUAAUUAGCUUUGCCAACAUGCUUCUCUUAAAUAUUAAAUCAAUUGGCAUAACAAUAUCUAUAUUUUUAUAUUGAAU